CCCCUCCUGUGUGUAUGUGUGUUUCAGAGAGUCCUCCAGUAUCUACAUCUCUAAGUAUCUGAUGGACGAAGGAGCUAAGCUGCAUAUUUAUGACCCUAAAGUGCUGAAGGAGCCGAUAAUCCAGGACCUGUCUCAACCCAGCAUCUCCGGAGACAACCCCGAGAGAGUGUCUGAUCUUGUAACAGUGUCGUCGUGUGAAAGUGCACACGCCCUGGUCAUCUGCACAGAGUGGGACAUGUUUAAGGAAUUGAAUUACGAGAAAAUCUAUCACAAGAUGUUGAAACCAGCGUUUAUCUUUGAUGGUCGACGAGUUCUGGACCAUCUGCACCCUCAGCUCCAGAACCUUGGCUUUCAUAUCGAGACCAUUGGAAAGAAAGUGACGACCCGAAUCCCCUUCACACCAUCCGGAGGAGGUCCACGACUCAAUGAACCACCCGUCAAGAAAACCAAAGUUUAAGACACAGACUCACACACAUGUGCACUUUACACGGAUGAAAGUCUUUUGCCGACAAAACCAAAGUAAUGCGUGACCUUUGCUGGAAAACAAUGCAUGUGCUGU
Sinocyclocheilus grahami is the source of this 559-nucleotide messenger RNA. RefSeq names its product UDP-glucose 6-dehydrogenase-like. Gene Ontology annotation, molecular function: NAD binding; UDP-glucose 6-dehydrogenase activity. Gene Ontology annotation, biological process: glycosaminoglycan biosynthetic process. Gene Ontology annotation, cellular component: nucleus. Bases 62 to 457 code for a protein of 131 amino acids. Lineage: Eukaryota; Metazoa; Chordata; Actinopteri; Cypriniformes; Cyprinidae. The record is from RefSeq and is a predicted model, not a curated record. The transcript is spliced from 4 exons.